CUGCGCGUGCGAAGCGGAAGAUUUGUUUGGAAGCAUACUGGUUUGGAAGUAGGCUUGGAAUGAUCAGUUGAAGAGUUGCUUUAGAGUGUUGCUGUUGUAGUUGAAUGCUGCUACUGUUUAGCUGGCAAUGUCUGGCAUCGGUAGGCUGCCGUCGGUGAGCGCGGUCGACAAUGAGGAUGCUCAGGAUAGUCUUGAGAUGACGCCGGCGCCUUCUAUCACCGCAUGGCUUGAUGCCGAAUCUUUUACGGCAGAGAAUGAAGAUGUGCAUGUCAAGGACACCGAAAUGGACGACAGCAUACCCGGACGUUACGGUUACCUCUAUCUUGAUUCGUUCAUGGGCGCUUUGGACGUAGUUUUGAAGCUUGAGAGUCAUCUCUUCAGCAAAUCAGAGUUGGACCUAUUUGACAAGUUCCAGAGUCUUUCAGACGACUGCAAAAAGCUCUACGUAAGACUGUUUAUGCGCCGCCGAAACCACUGGCUCCGCGUCUCCUCGUUCGACUACUACACCGAGAUCGCCGACCUGACCCACAGCUGGCAAUCCCUCGUAUCCUCCACCGUCUUCGCCGAGCAGCUCGACCUCGGCUCUGCGGCCGACACCGACGAGGUUCUGUCGCUGCUUGGAAUUGAAGAGUUGAAGUUGCUUAGCAAGCAGUUUAAUUGCUCGGGCGCGAAGGGCACGAAGCGGGAGAUGAUGGAGAGGUUGAAGAUGCAGACGGACGGGCAGACGUAUCUCAGUUUGUCGAGCAGGGGCUUGUCGCUUGUGUACGACAGUAGCGGGAAGAAGAUGUACAAGUCAGUCAAGCUGCUCAGAAAGUCUAUGGAGCUCCUGGGACCAUGCAUCAAGCUACGGCCUGAACCCCUAGCGGUCUUCGACCGAGUCCAUCUAGUUUUCUACCGCGCCCGCUCGUUCGACGAGAGCUCGUUGCGAAAACUGAUCCUCGCCCGCAUCUCCAAGCGCAACUUCCCGUCCUAUUUUGUUCUCCGCAGCUCAGAAGUCUUUCGAACCCGCGACGAGCUGCUGGCGUAUGAAGAAGCGCUUAAAGUGCAAGACGAGGUCGAUCAGGCGUUUGAGCAUGGGCUCACGCCGUUGCUCGAGCAGAUGUACGAGCGGCUUUUGCCGGUCUAUGGGAUUUGGCAGAUCGCAAUCAAGCAAGACCGCCAACUUAAUUCCGAACGCGAUCAUUACCUCAAACGGUUCACGGCGACGUAUGUCCACACCCGACUCGUGCACAAGUACGCGUUCGUGCUGUCCCGGCUCGGACGCUACCAAGACUCCUACGACGUCUACUCUGCUCUUCUAGCGCAGGACAUGUAUCGCCAGGGCAAGCGAGGUGAUUGGUACCAGCGCAAAUCCCUGAUCGAGAACCGGUAUUUCGGCGGCGUGGACAAAGACGAGCGCGAGCGCAAGGCGUGGAAGCGGAAAGCGCUGGAGACGUGCGAGCGCGGGCUGCAGGAUCCGAGGACGCAUUUAAAGUAUCAUUAUGAUCUGGCGAAGCGGAUUAUGCGGUUAGAGAGAGAGCUGAGGGUGUUGCCGAGAGAGAGGCAUGUGUUUGAUCAUGUUGCGCUGAAGGAGCCUACGAAAAGAACUUUUUAUGGAAAACGGAUAUCUGACGUCGUGGUGGGACGGAAAAGUAUCUGGCUGAAUGAUGAGCAGGAGCAGUGCUCUGUCGAGGAGAUGUGUCUUGCAAACUACGAAAAGCUCGGAUGGCGCGGUUACCACACCGAAGGAGGCAUCCUGAAAACCAUAUUUGCCUACCUCUUCUUCGACAUCAUCUUCCUCCCCGUCCCCUUUGUAUUCGAAACCGAAUUCCAGAACGCGCCGCUUGAUUUCGCAACCGACGCAUUCUACCUCACCCGCGCAAGCGAGAUCAACCACUGCCUCGCCGAGAUCGAGAACGGGCGCACGGCGGAAUUGAUCAGGGCCGUGUACGAGCGCGAGCAGGCGAGGCAGACGGAGUGCGUGGGGUUGGAUUGGCGGUUUGAGAUUCAGGAUGUUUUGGAGGCUGCGGAGUGUAUUGGAAAUUCCGCGUUAUCUGUCUUAUGCCGCGUAUUCUGCGAAGAAUACCAGCACCGCGGCGGCGGUCUUCCCGAUCUCUUUCUUUGGAAAUACGACGAGAAACGGGCGAUGUUCGCGGAGGUCAAGUCUGAGAAUGAUAGGUUGUCUGAUACGCAGCGGCUGUGGGUUGACGUGCUUAUCGGAGCUGGGGUCGAGGUUGAGCUUUGUGCUGGGCUUGAGGAGGGGUGAUUUUUAUUUGUAAAUAUAUAUUUUUGGAUUGACUAGAUACAUAUAUACAUAGAGAGUAGUUUCAUAAAUGGCUGAAUAUCGAUAAUUGCAGAGGUGCUGGCAACGCGCGGCUCAAGG
Molecule: messenger RNA, 2362 nt
Organism: Myxozyma melibiosi
Lineage: Eukaryota; Fungi; Ascomycota; Lipomycetes; Lipomycetales; Lipomycetaceae
Exons: 9
Coding region: 128-2245 (705 amino acids)
Biological process (GO): interstrand cross-link repair
Cellular component (GO): nucleus
Molecular function (GO): flap-structured DNA binding; 5'-3' exonuclease activity; 5'-flap endonuclease activity
Source: RefSeq, a predicted model, not a curated record